Messenger RNA from Branchiostoma floridae (Florida lancelet), 1946 nucleotides. RefSeq names its product dual specificity protein phosphatase 7-like. Lineage: Eukaryota; Metazoa; Chordata; Leptocardii; Amphioxiformes; Branchiostomatidae. Gene Ontology annotation, cellular component: cytosol; cytoplasm. The record is from RefSeq and is a predicted model, not a curated record. Gene Ontology annotation, biological process: protein dephosphorylation; negative regulation of MAPK cascade. Gene Ontology annotation, molecular function: MAP kinase tyrosine/serine/threonine phosphatase activity; protein tyrosine/threonine phosphatase activity.
UGUAUAUGGAAGUGAGUGGGGUCGGUGAGAGAGAGUGUGUGUGUUGUCAGAUGUGAGGCGGGCAUUAGAAGCGCUCAGGCCGUAUUUCUCGAAGAUCUCCAGUUGUUGCUACCGGGUGAAGUAGCCAAUCCAUACCGGGAAGACUUGCCAGGAACCUCGGCAAGGAAGAUCCAGGCGACACCGAGGAUUUUAUCGACGAACAACGGUGAAUUUCGCCGGCUAGAGCGGGGCAGUGCUACCGCCGAUUCGCGUCUCAAGCAAGACAUUCCAUCACAUUUUACCAGCGAGAAAAGGCACUCUCCACACGGAGAGAGAAGCUCGUCAAGAUUCCAGUCCAAGAGGAGACAAUACUUCGGACAGUAACAAAAAUGACGGAACCGAAUACAAAAUCCGUGGACUGGUUGUACGACCAUCUGACACAGGAUAUGGACGUGUUGCAGUUGGACUGCAGGGCAUGCGAAGACUACGCCGCCUCGCACAUCGAGGGCGCCAUUAAUGUUGUCAUUCCCUCGCUCAUGUUGAAGCGCCUCAAAAAGGGGAACUGUUCAAUCAAUACCCUAAUCCUCAGCGAUGUCGGCAAGGAGAGGUUCAACCGUAGGUGCAAGGAGGACUUUGUUAUUUUGUACGACGAGGCAUCGACAGAUUCAGGGUGCACGAGCCAGACCAUAAACCUUCUGAUGAAAAAGUUGCAGGAGGACGGCUGCAGAGCGUUCUACCUACAAGGACUCGUCCUCCAGCUCGGAGGGUUCCGACAUCGCAAGCGACUCCUCGGACAGCGACUCGCCUCCCCUGGACGCCUACCCCGUCCAGAUCCUCCCCUACCUCUACCUCGGCACGGCGAAGGACGCGGCCAACUUGGACAGUCUGAGAAAGUACGGCAUCACACAUAUCCUCAACGUCACCCCCAACUUGCCCAACAAAUUCGAGGGAUCCGAGACCUUCACGUACAAGCAGAUCCCCAUCUCAGACCACUGGAGCCAGAACCUCUCCCAGUUCUUUCCUGAUGCCAUAUCCUUCAUCGAGGAAGCACGCCAGAAGAAGACAGCGGUGCUCGUCCAUUGCCUGGCCGGCGUCAGUCGCUCCGUAACGGUCACCGUGGCGUACCUCAUGCAGAAACUGAACUUGUCAUUGAACGACGCGUACGACUAUGUCAAGCAGAGAAAGUCGAACAUUUCGCCGAAUUUCAACUUCAUGGGCCAGUUGCUGGACUUCGAGCGUAUGUUGGAGCACAGCCACCAUUGUACAAAUUGCCAGUGUGACAAUGUGCCAAAAAUGCAGUUCACAGCGACGCCGACCAUAACCCCCCUCCAUAGCUAGGCUCGGGAGAGCCGGACUCAAAUCACUCUGUAGCGAAGACAUGGACAGUGGUGGAUCAUCACCCUGUCUGCAGUCAGGACUCUAGAUUGCUGCACUUAACAACAAGUAUUUUCUGUUAGAUGUCCUGAAUAGGACGAUAUUGAUGUAGAAAAUUCGGGACAUAUGAAGGAAUAUAUUAUAGAAAAGAAUGGUUGUGGAGAUACUGUUGUCAACAGCAGAAGGGUAGACUUUAUCAGUGGACCAUAUAAAUGUAGGGCGCUAAUUGUCGUCAGCCAUUUUAAAAUAUCUUGUAUGUAUAUCACUAUUUUUUUCUUUUCUCCCAAAACAAAAGUGCCUUUCUAUCUCAGGAGCGGGGACCCUUCCCCCAAUAUAUGACAUCCUUGUCAACUGUUCCUCAUAGUCGUACUACAUAAUGGUGAGUUUAAGGUGCUUCUUGUAAGAGGAGCAAGAAAUUCUGACCUCAUCUUGGUUUUCCUGCCAAAACCAUCUGGUAUAAAUGUGGCAAUAUUUUUCCAAGGGAUCAAAUUCUUUUUUCCUCUGUAUAUUGUAAAAUAUGUACAAUGUCACUGUGUAUUAUGAACAGGAAGGUCCCUAAUGUAAAUAAAGUUUUAUAUGAAGAGAAAUCUACU